AUGAAUUCAUCAGAAGAUACCUAUCCAUCGGCAGGCACCCCGGGUGGUCGAACCUCGACAAUGCGAGGUCUUGAUGGUUCUGGCGUCGGCCGGGAUCCUCGUGCUUCCUUGCAGAACUACAACCAGGUCAUGCUUCAGCACACUCUGCGCCAGAUGGCUGCCUUCACCGACAAUUGCGACUUCGCUAAGAGACGCAACAGCGGCACCAGUGGUAGCAGUGGCCGAAGUAACGCAUCGACGGUUGCUGGAGUGGCCCGUGGUGGAACUGAGUCUUCUCCUCCGAGAUCUACUCCUGGUGACAGGAUUUCGGGAGACGUUGAAAGGGUGUAA
Messenger RNA from Rasamsonia emersonii CBS 393.64, 330 nucleotides. RefSeq lists its product as uncharacterized. Lineage: Eukaryota; Fungi; Ascomycota; Eurotiomycetes; Eurotiales; Trichocomaceae. The transcript has a single exon. The coding region runs from base 1 to 330 and encodes 109 amino acids. The record is from RefSeq and is a predicted model, not a curated record.